Messenger RNA from Monosiga brevicollis MX1, 4496 nucleotides. RefSeq lists its product as uncharacterized. Gene Ontology annotation, molecular function: protein binding. The record is from RefSeq and is a predicted model, not a curated record. The transcript has 13 exons. NCBI's taxonomy places the organism in Eukaryota, Choanoflagellata, Craspedida, Salpingoecidae. The coding region runs from base 81 to 4496 and encodes 1471 amino acids.
GGAUAGGGUUUCCCGAUGAAGAAAGCACUUGGGAGCCUCGGUCCAACAUUCCCGAGGAUAUUGUGACUGAUUUUGAAACAAUGCUGGCUAGUACCAAGGCCAAGCGACCAUCUUCCACAGCACCCAGCCACUCGGGCUCACCCAAUACCAAGCGAGCAAAGCCGCCGAGCACAGCUUCCUCGGACGCCCAAGAUCAGAGCGCAGCGACAGUCGAUGCAGGCCAAACGUCGCCCAAGACCCCCCGCCCACCGAGUACCGAUCCAACCGCUCCUUCCCCUAAUGCCGUAGCUGCUGUGCAGACCUCACACGGUGCAAGCCCAUUGGCUGGACCUAACAUGGGGCCGAACAACGGCCUGCCGCGCCCACCGCCCGGCCAACCACCAGCGGCGUUGGCCGAACACAAUCGGCGCUUUCCGGGCCCCACACCAGCCUCCGCUGAUACCACCCCUAGUCCUGCCGCCCACCUACCCAAGGGGAUCGUCCUGCUCAAAUGCAGCUUGCCCACAUGCAGCAACUUUGAGCAUCGCCAAUCCGAGUUCAAAGUUUGCGAGGCGUGUCGCAAUGCCUAUCGGCGAACCAUUCCCUACUGUUCCAAGGAGUGCCAGCGCAAAGAUUGGGCCAACCAUCGUCUUUUGUGCGCCCAUCGUUCCAACUCAUCAAAGCAGCAAACCCCCAAAACGGACCUGUCUGCUGCCGUUCAAGGAAACACUUGCCGCUUCCUCGUUGACACGGCUGGCAUCUACCUGCUCGACAACAAUGCCAGCGUGCGUGGCUGGGAAGGCCCCACAAAGGAGACUUUGGUCGAGGACAGCUUCACAGCUACCGCCCCGGAUUUUCCGUGGGCAUCGGACCGUGCUCCACAGACCUGGUAUCUACCCACAGAGGGGUGUGUUUAUAAUCGUUCCGCCAGCGGCUUGCGGCUGUCGGGUCACGGUACAUGCGUGCUUGCAACGCAUCGUGCCGACAUCAACUUUGCACGCCAACCGCUUUGGCUCAACGUGAGCCGCUGGCGCGUCAACAGCAACACGGCUGCCUGGACUUGGCGCUCACCUGCCAACGGCGAUUUCGUGCAGGUGAAUUGCACUCAGGACAAAAUUCGCGUCUUUACCCAAGUCAACAGCAGUUUUGCGUGGCGGGCCAUGGCUACUGCCGAUUGCGGUGCUUGGCCCUGUGACCUCAGUAUUCUGAUCGAGGAGAGCAACAUCUCAAUCACCGUCAACUCCACUGGGCUGAUCAAUGCUCGUCAUGGUGUCACCAGCUCUCAGUUUGGCGAUCGCACGGGUAACACGCGCUUGGAACUGAGUCUACAGAGUGCCGUUAGUGGGGUGGUGGCUGCUGGUGUCAUGCGCCUGGGCGCCUUCUUGCCUCCCAAUCAAGGCCGUGCCAUGCUCUAUCCCAUACCAGCAUUCCCUGAGCCCAACUUGUCCUUGCCCUUUCCGGCCCAAGCGAUCGAAAUGAGACUUGGCUUUCUUGACCCAACCAAGGCACCUUUCUUUGCCGACCCCUCGGGCGCUACCGACAGCACCACAGCGUGGCAGCGAGCCAUUGCAGCGGCUUUCCAUUUUGGUUAUGUACUCUUGGCGCCGGGGGGCCAAUAUCGGAUUUCAGACACCCUGACGCUGCUGCAGGACGAAUGCCAAUCCUGCAAUCGCCGCUGGCGAGCCAACAUCAUCCGAGGCUUUGGCAAUCGAUCACAGCCGAAAACGCUGUUUGACAUUAUCAAUCGCAACGGCGAAAAUGACUUUCAGCCCAAUGAAAACAUGAAUCAAGGGCUCUUGGACUUGCACAUUGUGAUUGAAGAGCGGAAUGUAGGGGCGAUUGCCGUGCACGCUCGUGGGGCACAAGGCACGGGUCUUGAGAACGUCACGAUCGACUUGGGAACCGAUGGCUUCAUAGGGGUGCGGGGGGCUUCUGGCAGUGGCGGGGCCCAUCACAGCGUCACGAUUUUGGGAGGUGCCUUUGGUUUGGAUCUGCGCUUUGCACAGCCGGGCCCCACGGUAUCCAGUGUGACCCUGGCCAACCAGCGCUGUGCUGCACUCUUGUAUAGCGGUCUGCAGGUGUCAAUGGUUGACAGCGUGGUGGAGUUUACGGGCAGCCCAACAGCCCGUCCCGCCUUCAUCACUUCGGGCAACCUCGUGCUCAACCGAGUUUACCUGACAGGGUAUCUGGAUCUCGUCAACUUGACCAAAUCUACAAGCGUCAUUCAUCUCAAUGCAUCGCAGGGUUGGACGCUGGUGGAGGAAUUUGCUCACAGCCAGACUUCGCCGCCUGCGUACGAUGCUGUGACAAAGGCAAAUGUAAACUUGACGCAUUUUGGACUACUGCACGGUCGCACCGUGCCCGCUUACUCGUCCAUGACGGUACAUUCCGGCGUAGCAAAGCCGACUGCAAGCCUCUUCAUACCGCAUGGAUGGACAAGUACACCAUCACCUCGAGAGGCUGAAGCCUACAUUAAUGUUCAAGAUAGCCCGUUUGAGGCUGCGGGAGACGGUUUGACCGAUGACUGGGCUGCGCUGCAGCAGGCAAUCAACGCAAGUGCAGGGCGCCCGGUCUUCCUGCCACGUGGCAUCUAUGCGCUCUCACGAGGGCUUGUGGUCCCUGAGGGCACUUCCUUGUUUGGCAUUGCACACCACUUGACGUUUAUCGUGCCCGUCUUCACACUUGAUGAGCGGGCUUGCUUCCCACUCGUCACCUUUGGAGUCAACGCUACCGGCUCAAAGCCGUCCCUAUGCGACGACGACGGGCGCAUUGCGGGCUGCCCAGGACCUGCUACUUUCAAGGCGAAUGUGAGUCAGGUGCACGUCAUCGGCCCGCACGCAUCGGGCAACUUCUUCACCAUGCACCACGAGGAUUCCGAAGUGGAGCCUGCGUAUCGACACUUGCUGAUCGAGGCUGGACCUCUGGGCCGGUUGGGCUUUUACCAUCUUAACACGGAGCAUGCUAUGGCAGACGCCAAUACCCACGUCCGCGACAAUCAGGCACGCGUAGAUAUUUACGGACUCAAAAGUGAAGGUAGAUAUGCGGUUGUGUGGCUAGAGCGCAGCUGCUGCGUGACGCUAUGGGGAUACGGCGGCAAUGCUUGCCCCUUUCCUUUCAACUCGAGUUAUCCACCGGGGUUUGCAGACUACCCGCCUUCUUUGAUCCGUGUGACGGACAGUCCAAACUGUACCUUGUACAACCUGGUUGAUUACAUUGGUCAAGGCACGCUGGAAAACAAGCCAGUCCCUUGCGACGCCAUUGACGAGCGCAUCUUGGUGUAUCAGCGUGACACGCAGAUGGGCACCAGCUAUCACAGCUUGCAAGACGACCGCCCUCUGGUUGUGCAAACUUCCGACGUGGUCAGCAGCGACUUGAGGAGCAUGGCUCGGUUCGAGGGGGCGGGUGGCCUACUGGCCUUGCAGCCCGUAACGGCUGUCAAGGCGGAGGUGGACAGCCAGGGUGAGCUGCAAGUAUCGUGGCGUGCUCCGGCCAGGGGCCCGACAGCUCGUCAAUAUAGUGUCCAGAUUCGACCCCUUGGCGCAACGGACUGGCUCGUCGUGGGCGAGCCAUUUGGCGCUGAUGCUUCCUUGCGGGUCAAACUCACGGAACUGAAGCCCGAGACGAUGUAUGAAUGUACUGUCGUUUCGCAUUCUAUUCGGGGGCCUGGCCCCAUCAGCGAGCCCGCGCAAUUCCAAGCACCUGCUCGCCGACCCCAGCACACCGUCGAGCAGCUUCGCUGCACAGGCUGCUCGCCAUCGCGCAUUGACUUGGCGUGGGAACAACCUCAGGGCUACGCGGGCAAACUAUCCUAUACCGUGUACUAUGAUCGCAUUGGGGAUCCACACGAGAGCCACGAACGCAUCGUCACUGACGGCUGCACACUACAGCUCACGCACGUCUUUCCCGCAACUGUGUAUCGCAUACAAGUGGCCGUAUGCACAGCAGCGGGAGAGGGCCCCGUGACACCAAUGCUUAAUGUGACGACCCAGCAGAAUCCAGCUGAUCCACGGCAGGUCCAGGCCAGCGCCACUACAUCCCAGUGCACACGCCCUUCAAAGCCGGUCUGUGCCGUGAGCUGCAAGUCAGCAAGGUCUCACGAGAACAAACCAGCCUGUGUUGACUCAUGCCGGCGUAUAUUUUUGUCACGUUGCCACGGCGUGAUAGAGACGGCACCAGCAGCGCCCAAGCGCUUCUUUAGCCGGGCCAAGUUGGAGAGUGCGGUGACACAGCGUAGUCAGCACGACACAGGAGCAGGGUCGGCAACAAAAUCUGGCACGCAGGUGGCGCAGAGCCGUUCUGAGCCGCCUCGGCUGCCUCAGAGCCACCUUAACGAGCAGUUUGAUGCUCUCGUACAGCGUGCCCACAUUGACACCAGUCUUUGGGUUCUGCACGCAUGCUGCAUCACGCGCAUUUGGACCAUUUUCAUUGUUCGACGCAAAAAACCAAGUGCAGUCUAUGCCGCUGUGGUGGAUAAGGUAGGGCUUGUUGAUAGUGCACACAUUGAUAAUCAUCCUUAA